This is a messenger RNA of Pristis pectinata (smalltooth sawfish), 5741 nucleotides long. RefSeq names its product RUN and SH3 domain containing 2 (gene rusc2). The transcript has 12 exons. Gene Ontology annotation, cellular component: cytoplasmic vesicle. NCBI's taxonomy places the organism in Eukaryota, Metazoa, Chordata, Chondrichthyes, Rhinopristiformes, Pristidae. The record is from RefSeq and is a predicted model, not a curated record. Bases 238 to 5013 code for a protein of 1591 amino acids. Gene Ontology annotation, molecular function: protein binding.
AAUAAAUAGCUGCUCUGCCAUAGUAUGGUUAUGUAAUAAGGUUAAAUGUAAAAUUUGUGGUUCUGGUGCUUAUCAAGACAACAAAAGGUAAUUUGGGCUGUGAAACGAUAGUGAUGAAAGAUGAGAAGAUCUUGAACAAAAGGCAUGGUUUGUGAGCCACAGUAUGUUACAGGCUAUCAAUAUGCCCAUUGGAGAUACUGUAUGUUCUGUUCAGCUUGGCUGAUGACCUGAUACAUCAUGGAUAGCCCACCCAAACUGACUGGAGAAACUUUGAUAGUACAUCACAUUCCCCUGGUUCAUUGCCAGGUCCCAGACAGACAAUGCUGUAGCAUGGGCAAGAGACCAAACCCUUUCUACCAUAAUGAUCUGGGAAUCACAAGGACUACGUCACUGCCAGAGAGGGACCUGCUUCAGAAGGAAACAUUACUAUACAGCAGCUUAAUUCAGGCCUCUUGCUUACCUGCUGGGGCAACACAUGAAAUUGAAGGCAGGCGACUAAAUUCAAAAGAAAUCUCUACAAGUGAACAGCACAAUUCAUUAAUUUUGAAUGAGAACAAUGAUCAGGAGAGCUCCAAUAAUUGUUCUUUUCAUCCUCAGAAUAGCAACAUUAGUAACCCACCAUUUGUUCUGCAUGAACAGCCAUUUCAUCUUCAUACUGCUGAAAACAGCACACAACAGUGGAGCCCCCCCAGUAGGCAAGGAAUUAUUGAAGAUCAAGAGGAACAAACUCAUACAUGUGAUGCAAAGAAAUCAAGUAGCACCAUAACAUCAAGAUCAGUAUCAGCUGACUUAAUACAAUUACCUAUAUGCAACUGUGCUAAGGAAAGCACAUCAACCUUAUUCUUUGAUUGCAAUCAAGGAUUGGGCAACAGCCCAGAUGGAAUGUUCAGGAAGCAAGAUUUACUGGAGAGCAGAACAUGCAGCUGCUCUAGCUUAGAUAUGCAACAAAGCAGAAGUUGUGUCUUUUCGGAUCAAUCUGAAGUAGAUAAUCAGCAUAUGACCUACAAUAGUGAUUCCUCAUGUAACAGUUCAGAUGGUGUGUUGGUCAACUUUACAGCCAUCUACAAUAAAAUGAAAAGCCAGUCAAAGUCCAACCUAAGUUCAGGUAACAUGUCCCAUGAUUCUUCAUAUUGUAGUCACUCAGAGAUGGGUGCAUUCUACUUGGACCUACAUUCUUCACCUAGUGAGCCAAAGAAUUCAUGUGAGACACACAAUGGGGAUACUGCCAUGAAAACCUGUCUGUGUCAGCAGUGUUCACCUGCUGUAGAUGACAACUGCAAUUCUUACCAUCUACCAUGUGAAAAUGUGCCCUGUUCUUCUGAGAAUUCAGAUUUUACUGCUUGUUUUCAAAGUCAAGCAAGACUAGUUGUUGCCACACAAAAUUACUACAAACUUGUGACUUGCGACCUGUCUUCUCAGUCUACACCAAGUCCAGCAGGGUCCUCGAUAACAAGCUGCUCAGAAGAUCAUACUAAAAGUACAAGCCCUAGUCAACCUACAGAGUAUUACCUCUUUCAGCAACCAGAAGAUACAAAGAAUGACAUUGAUCAUUGCUGUUCUGAGAAACCAGCACGAGAAACUACUGAAAAUCUCAUUGAAGGUCAAGUGUACGUGAACGUAGCUUCAAAUGCCUCUGGCAGGCAGAGAUCAAGGAGUUAUGAUCGCAGCUUGGAUAAAAGUCCAACUCCCAGAUUGGGAUCCUUGGAACGCAUGUAUAGCUGCCCAGGCAAGCUAAGCGAUGGUCACACAGGAACAUCUCAGAGAUCACCACCAAGGCGAGUAACUUCAUUUGCUGAAAUCGCUCGAACCAGGAAAAGAAGUGGGAACUCUCCACCACUGAAAACUAGUGGAGAUUCAAUAGAGUUCUCUCCAAUACUGGAAAAUCAGAAAGAAAAUAAUGUGUUUGUUUAUUCAGAAGAAGACCACUACCACGGUAUGCCUGGCAGAACCACUACAAAAAUGGAUUUAACAACAUCAUGUGAUGCACCCUUUAUCCAUCAUUUCAACAAAAACAGUAAUUCAAGUGGGCAUGAGAGAGCUCACUUGGUAGGCUGUGGACCAUGUUACAAUGGAGAAGAUACCAGGAAACCAGAACCAAUUAAUAAACGAAUUGAAAGGGAGGCAUCAUUUGACAGCAGAAUUAAAGUGGAAGGUGGUGGAACAGAAGGCAAUGCAGUUAUCCGAUAUAGUAAAGAGCAGCGUCCUACUACGUUGCCCAUUCAGCCUUUUAUUCUUCACCAUCCAUUGAGCAAGCAGCUUCCCAGGGUUCGGCCAGUGCAAAACCACAGUAAAUCUUCAGUUUCAUAUAUGUACAGUAUUCCAAAUAGUCAGCUGACAACAAAUGAACAUUCAAGUGGAUCAUCUAGUUCUUCUAGUGGCAUGUUGUCAUUGGAAAAUGUGGCAACAGUAGGACAAUCACAGAAUGGAUUCAGCACAAAUGAGAAUGAGAAAGCAGGAAACUCUUUCCCCAUAAAUGAGUACUGCUUACGGAGACCCAUGCCAGAUGCAAUUAGGCCCUCUCCGUUGGGCAGUUACUCACCAAUAAAAAGUGAUGUGCCCAUCUUGCAGAGUGGAGACUCAUCAUCUUCUGCAGUGUCAUCAGAAAGGAAUUUUGGUAGCCACCCUCCGAGGAGCAGGUCCUGUCCUUUAUCUGCAAAUCUCCUUCCAAUACGAUCACCUCCAGCAAAAGUUGUUUCACCGAACAAAAGUCACCUUCCACAGGUUAGAGAUGAAAGGAGGAGUCCGAAGGAGGCCCAGAAUAAGGAGGAAAGAUGCUUUCAAACUGCACAGAACUCCAUUUGUUCUUCCCAGAAAACACUGUUACCAACAUCAGCUAUCAUAACAGCAAAUGGUGUCAAGAAUCAUUUGAACCAUCACUGGGAUAACAGAAGCAGAGGUGGAAGAGCAGCACUAUUUCAGCAUAUGGCAUCGGGUUUCACUGCCGCUAAUCAUCUUACACCUCUGGCUUUGAAAUGGAAGGAAUAUCGCAGAAGAAAUCCCCUGGGUCCUGACCGUGUAACAGGAUUUGGCUGCAAUUUGGAGCCUAAGCAAUCAGGCCCUGGGAUAACCAAGAAGAAUGCUUAUCUGGAAUUUUCUGGCACUAGUGGUGUUAGCCAUGUUCGCUCAAGGCUAUAUGGCCAAUCUGUGAAGCAACUUCAGAACUAUUACAGUGAUUUCUUUCCUGAUUAUUUUUCACUGGCUGAGAAGCCCCCUGCAGAGUUCUGUUUAUCGCCUGAUGGAACCACUGAAAGUAUCUCCAUAGAUUUACUGCAGAAGAAAGGUCUUGUUAAAGCUGUGAAUACUGCUGUUGAUCUAAUUGUAGCACACUUUGGAACAAGUAGAGAUCCUGGCGUAAAGGCAAAACUUGGGAACAGUUCAGUUAGUCCCAAUGUGGGCCACCUGGUACUUAAGUAUCUGUGUCCAGCGAUGAAAAAUAUUCUUCAGGAUGGUUUGAAGGCAUAUAUUCUGGAUGUGAUUGUAGGACAAAGGAAAAACCUGCCAUGGACUGUCAUUGAGGCUUCCACUCAGCUUGGUCCUUCUACCAAGGCACUCAACAAUCUUUUUUGCAAGAUAAGCCAGUACUCUGAAUUAAUGAGUCACAGCACAAGGUUUAAUGCAUUCAUCCUUGGCCUUCUGAAUAUCAGAUCCUUGGAGUUUUGGUUUAAUCACUUGUAUAAUCAUGAAGAUAUUAUUGGAAUUCACUAUCUGUCCACUGGCUUCCUAGCACUGUCACACAGUGUUUGUCAGGCACUGUUUGAGGAACUCCUGCUUUUGCUGCAGCCUCUUUCAUUACUGCCCUUUGAUCUAGAUUUAAUGUUUGAACACCAUGUUAUUCAAAUGAACAAAGAGCAACAAAAGAAGAAGGAACAGCUCAAAGUCAAGCAGGACCUCUUGCAGUCUGCACACUCCACCUUCCAACUAAUGAGAACCAAUGGCAGCAGUGAUGGUGGAAAUAAAAAUUUGGGAUCUCAGCAGAACAGGGAGGAAAAGUCACAAAGAAUCACUCGAAGUGUAGUUAUACCAAAUGGUACAAUAGCAAAAGAUGCAGUAUUAUUAGAUAAAGAAGAUAGAGAUGUGGAGAGAAUGCAAAAGGAGACAGUAAUGGACGUGAAAAAGGACAAGCAAGCAGGGUGGUGGUACCAACUCAUGCAGAGUUCACAGGUGUACAUUGAAGGGUUUUCUGAUGAAUCAAAGUUUGUCAAAUGGGAGAAGAGAAAGAGGCAGAGUAAUGGUGCUGUGCCUGUACAGGUAGAUAUUGAUGUGGAGAAAGGAUCAGUUCGAGAAGAUGUUGUAGAGGGAGCAGAGAAUGGGGCUGUAUCUGAGUUACAAAAUUCGGACAUUUGCAGUAUGGUGUCUGAUCUGGCUGCAUCAAAUGAAGAGGCAUUAGCCAUGAAGGAACUCUUAAAGAAGAAUCAACCUGAGGAUUCUAAAAAUGAAACCAAAUCUUCUUGGAUGGGGAGUCCUCCAGAGUCUGUGCUACAUGAACUUAAACAUAGCAAAGUGAAUGAAAGUGUGGCUUCAUGUGAUCAUGUUGAACAACCAGAAAAAAACCUAAACCUUGAGCACACUGAAGGCAAACAAGGAAUGUGGCUGGGCCGACUGUUUGGUGCAAGUGUAAAUCAGACUCGAAAGGAAGAGUCAAGGCUAGUCAAACCACAGAAAAGCAGAUUACCUUCUGGCUGGUUGGGACUUGAUAAAUCAGUGUAUGAUCUAAUGGUGCGGACUAUGGGAACUGGAAAAUGGAGAGGAUCUCAAUACGUAGCAGAACAAAUCAACCCACAGACUGGAGGUAGUCAGCCAGAAUCUCAAGAAACAAAAGCCCAAUAUGAGCGAGAAGUGAAGGCACUUUGCCAUCACAUAGCAACCGAGAAAGGACAACUCAGCUUUAAAAAAGGAGAUGUUCUGAGGGUGAUGUCAAAAGUGGAUGCAGACUGGCUGCUGUGUGGCCUUGGUGCUGAAUGUGGAUUAGUACCUUUUACUUAUGUGACUCAUCCAGAAGAUGAAGAUUAUUAAUAUGAAUGCUCGAUGGACCGUGCAAUUUUAAUUGAGGAGGAUAUGGGAAGGAGAUGAAAAAGUAAUAAUUGUUAACUUCAGCAAGAUUACAUUGAGCAAAAAAAGCACUAAAUUGCCAAUAUUUCUUUGCUUAUUACUUUGUUCUUCAUUGAUUGCAUUUAGAACCUCAACCAAGUAGAAUAUAUUGCUCAUCCAUUAAUUCUCAUUGGUGAUUAUCAAGCAUGCCUGCCACACAAACAUUUGUUCUAAUUUCACAUGCCUUUAGUAGUUAGCAGCUUUAUAUUAACAGACUUCCAAAUAAGUGGGACAGAACUAAAAUAUGAAGUAUAUAUAUAAUAUAUGUAUUUCAUAUAUAUAAUAUAUAUGCUACAGUUUAUUAUUUAAUAAUGUAUAUCAAUUUUCAUUUCAAAUGGUGUAAAUUGCAUGAAUUUGUGAGGUACAAAUAACAGGCAGUAUUUCUGUUUGUGAAAGACAGUAUUGGUGCCUUGAUUGGAUCUUGUAGGGUGACUCAACUGCCUCCCCUGCACAGACAUUCUACAAGAAUGUGUAACGUUUGAGUUAGUAUCAGAAUCAAUUAAAAUAUAAUAAUUUGUAGUAAUAUAUACCUCUGGCUUGUAUAUAUGCAGUUAAAGAAGGUACACCAUAUUUAAUUUUUUUCUGGACAUUCUUUCAACAUGUAUGUAUUAUUUAUUUUGCACAUUAAAAAGUGCUGAAAUGAUGGCAUGUGA